This is a messenger RNA of Ochotona curzoniae (black-lipped pika), 333 nucleotides long. RefSeq names its product DNA-directed RNA polymerases I, II, and III subunit RPABC5-like. NCBI's taxonomy places the organism in Eukaryota, Metazoa, Chordata, Mammalia, Lagomorpha, Ochotonidae. The transcript has a single exon. Gene Ontology annotation, cellular component: RNA polymerase I complex; RNA polymerase II, core complex; RNA polymerase III complex. Bases 1 to 333 code for a protein of 110 amino acids. Gene Ontology annotation, biological process: transcription by RNA polymerase I; transcription by RNA polymerase II; tRNA transcription by RNA polymerase III. The record is from RefSeq and is a predicted model, not a curated record. Gene Ontology annotation, molecular function: DNA binding; zinc ion binding; DNA-directed RNA polymerase activity.
AUGCAACAAAUUGGCCUGGAGCUAGAAACAGGAAAAGCUGGGCUAUAUAUAAAUCAGUCAGCAAUCCACGUCGUGAGUCGAGACCCAGCAGAGCCCAGAGCCGGAGAGAGCCAGAGAGCCACUGCUACGAUCCUCCCUGUGUGCUGCUUCACCUGCUGCUACAAGGUCAUGGGCAACAAGUGGGCACCCUACCUGGAGCUGCUGAAGGCCAAGUAUACCGAGGGAGACACCCUGGACACCCUGGGCCUGAAGUAUUACUGCUGCCUCCUCAUGCUGCUGUUGCUUGUGGAUCUGAUGAAGAAGCUGCUCAACUACGCGUCCCUGGAGAAGUGA